This is a messenger RNA of Apis florea (little honeybee), 4054 nucleotides long. It is a transcript of the gene vret, whose product is annotated as vreteno. NCBI's taxonomy places the organism in Eukaryota, Metazoa, Arthropoda, Insecta, Hymenoptera, Apidae. Gene Ontology annotation, molecular function: RNA binding. The record is from RefSeq and is a predicted model, not a curated record.
AUAUAUAUAUAUAUAUAUAUACGUAUAAAUUUUUAUAAAUUUUCAUAAUUGAUCAAACAGUAUUAAUAAUAAAAUGAUGCCGUUUUAUGAAUCUGAUAAAUUGACAGAGGAUAAAUCAUUUAAUGAUGGGGAAUUUACAUUAUAUGUAAAUAAUUUACCUACAGAAUUAAAUAAGCAUGGAUUAUUACAAAUUUUCAAUCACUAUGGACAAAUCAAAGAAUAUUUUUAUCGUCCAAAUACUAAUUGGGCUUAUAUUAGUUAUAAUACAUAUCGAGAAGCAGAAAAUGCUAUAAAAGAUUUACAUAAUAUACCACCAUUACAUUUAAAAGUAUCAUUUGCCAAAGAAAAAGAUUUUAAUGGAAUUCAAUCUAUAAAAACAUCUACUUCUAAAAACAUUGAAGAAGAAAGUGAAAAUGUUAGUUCAAUACCUAUUACAUUAAUAGAUAAGGAAUUGAUACAAACAAGAGGACGAGGCAAACCCUUAGAUAUAUUUAAAAAAGUUCAACCAAAUCCAGGAUUACCAAAGUACAGUUAUACACCAGAUAAUGAUUUAUUGUAUCCAUAUCCUUCUGAACCAUAUACAUAUAAUCCAUAUGAAAAUGCAGAACCUUAUACAAAUACAAAUACAUUAUGGACAAGAGGACAAUUAACCAUUACUCCAGAUGGUAAGAGACAUGUUUCACUUGGUCGAGGCUAUACAUUAUAUGAAAUUCCAGAGUCUAAUCCUGAAAUUCAUAAUCAUAUUAACAAAGUAUAUGAAAAACGUAACUCUGGUUUAUAUGAAUAUGGAAAAGAUAUGUUACAAAAUGCAAUUGGAACAUGUAAAAUAUGUUUGAAAAAGACAAAAUAUACUUGUGAAAAAUGCCACACAUUUUAUUGUAGUAGAAAUUGUCAAGUAGCUGAUUGGUCACAACAUAAAAUAGAAUGUCAAGCUAUACCAGCUUUAGUAACAUCUAUACAUUCUAUGUCUACUUUUCAAUCAAAUAAUGAAGAACAAAUAUCUACUAGAAAUAUUUCUCAUAUUCAAAUACCUCUACGACGACCAAAAAAAUUAAUAAAGACAAUAACAAAUUCGAAUGAAAUUUCUAAUACUGUUUCAGAAAAUAAAGAUAUGAGUAAUAUAUCUGGUACAAUUAAUAACAAUAAUGAAAGUAAUAAUGAUUCAAAACAUUUAAAUACAAAAACUAUUAAUCAACAAAAGACAUAUAAGAAAAAUGAAAUAAUCAUUGAAGAAAAUAAUUCUUUUUUAUGUAAACAAUCAAUUAAUGAAAUUUUUAACAAUAAUAUUAAAAACAUAGAAGAAAUAGAUAGUCAAGAAAAUGUUAGAAAAUGGCAAAAAUUUAAUGAAAACGAUGUAACAAUGAUGGAAAAUGAAAUAUCUUUUUAUAACAAUACAUUUCUAUCCAAAACAAAAUUUACUGAUGUAACAAUAAUAAUGAAGGAAGCUUGUGAAUAUUGGGUCCAAAAAGUAGAAGAUCAGAAUUCUAUUUCUCAAUUAAUGACUGAAUUACAAAAAGAAGCACAAAAUGCACAAAAAGUAGAACCAGUAAUCGGAAAUAUUUGUGCUAUAGAAUAUGAAGGUGUAUGGCAUAGAGCUGUAGUUACAUGUUUAAAUCCCGUAAAAGUACAUUAUAUAGAUUAUGGUAAUGAAGAAAUUGCUCAAACAAAUGAUUUUCGUAAAAUUGAUAAAUAUAGGAACAUUCCAAAAUUUUGUACUAAAAUUCGAUUAUCACAAAAAGCAUAUGAAAAAUAUAAAAAUCUCAAAUUUGAGGAUGUAAUAAGUGUGAAAAUGAUAUCUAUUGAUGCUAAUAAAAUUAUUAAUGUCGAAGUUCAAAAUGAAAACGAUAUUUCAAGUUUAGAAAUAAUUAAAAAAAACAGCAAUCCAAAAAUGGACAUUUCAACCAAUGUAAAAAUUGAUAAAAAUGUGGUUUCUUCAAAAAUAGUAACUGAUAAUAAACUAUCAAGUUCUUUGAACAAAGUAAAAAGUAUAGUAAAUGCAGUAUCUGUUGGAGAAAAUGGUAUUCUAGAAAUUCAUGCAGAAAUAAAAAAUGAUACUUAUAGUAUUACAUUACUGCCUAAUAAUGCAAUACCUGAUUAUGAAAAAUUAUUAACAGAAUUACCUAUAAUGUGUGCAAAAGCAGAAUAUUCAAAUCAUAAACCAAAUGUGGGAGAUUUAAUAUGUGGUCAAAGAUUUGAUGGUGAUUGGCUUAGAGGUUAUAUUUUAUCUCUUAUACCACCUUUAAAAAUGGUUAUAAUAGAUGAAGCUAGAAUAAUGCCAAUUAAUAAAACUGUAACAUGUGAUAAAACUUUUUCAAAUAUUUAUGCAUUUGGUGCAAUAUGUGAAAUAAUUGAUACUAAACAUAAAUUUAAGGAAGGUGAUCAUUAUGAAUUUAAAGUGAUAGCACAAAACAUUAAUGAACAACAUGAAAUUGAAAUAGAAAUUUCGAAUAUUUCGAAAAGUCAAGAUAAAUUAAAAGCUAUUGUAAAACCUUGGAUACCAAUGCCUGAACAAAAAGGAUUACAAUAUGCUGAAUUGAAGAGUGGAUCUGAGGUAUGCCUUACUUCUUAUCGAAGUCACAAUGUUUUAUAUGCUCGUUCUUUAGAUACUGCAGAAUUAGAACAUUAUAAUUAUGUUAUGCAAAAUAUUGCAAAAUGCGCUCAAACAUCUCCAUUUUUUAAAAAACCGCCAGUUGUAGGAGAAAUGGUAAUUGCUAAAUUUGCCGAUGAAAAUUAUUAUCGUGCAAUUGUUACUAAAGUACAGGACAAUGAAAUUGUAAUUUCAUAUAUUGAUUUUGGUAAUACAGAAGUUACCAAUAUAAAAAAACUUAAAAUUUUAUCUGACAAUUUAAAACAGCUUCGAUCUUGUACAACAAAGAUUGUCUUAAAAGAUGUUCCUAUAGAUAUUCCUAUGACAAAAGAAGUAAGUGAUUAUCUAAAUUAUUUAACAGGAACUGAAGUUCCUUUAUUAUGUACAUUUGAUGGUAUACCUUCCAAAGAUGGUGUAUAUCUUAAACUUCAUAAUGGAGAAAAUGUUAAUAAAGUAAUAAGUGAAUUACUUGUACCUACAUUAAAAAAAAUUGAAGAAGACAAAACAUGUUAUAUGGCGGGUGAUUUAAGUACUAUUGACUUGGGAAAUAUUGGUGAUACUGUUGAAGCACUUGUAUUAUAUCCUAUUGAUGACAGUUAUAAAUAUGCAAUGUGUCCUUUAGAUUAUGAUCUAAUGACUCAUGUUUUUGAUAUAAUGCCAAAAAAGAUGACUGAAUAUUGUGAAGCAAAUGAUUACUAUAUUCCUCGUGAUACUGAACUUUGUCUUGCUUUUUAUGAUGGUGGAUGGUAUCGUGCCAUAUGUAUAAGUCGUAGCUAUACUCCUACAACAAGUGCUGUAUUUUUUGUUGAUUUUGGAAAUACUGAAUUUAUUGAUCAUAAAGAUAUACGACUUAUGCCAAAAGAUUUUAUGAGUCCUCAUGCACUUGCAAAUAUUUGUAAUAUUAUUAAUGUUGCAGCUAUUAAUGACAAUGGACAAUAUUCUACCGAAAUAGAAGAAAGAAUCAAAGAAUUAGUUGUUCCUGAUAAUUGUAUUAAAAUAAAAAUUAUUGAUCAUGAUUUGGAAUCUGGAAUAUACAAUGUGGAAUUACCAUUUAUUCGAGAUAAAUUAAUUGAAGAGAAUUUGAUAUCAGCUUAAAAAAAGAUUAGCUCUAAAAUAUUUAAAAUUAAAAUUAUUAAAAUAUUUUUAAAUAUAAUAGUUUAUUAAAUAUUUUUGUAAAAAUAUUUUUAUAUCUUUAUAUGCUGUUCUACAUUUUAUUAUUACUAAACUAAGUUUCAUUUAAUAUUCCAAAAAUUUAUUAAUCAGUAAUUAUAGCUUGUUAUUUAAUUGCUGUAUAAGAUUGAAAGAUUUUUUUGAAUAUUAUUUUAUAUUUUGUUAUCUUUUAUUUUAUUUCAAUAGACUAUUGUCAAUGAGAGAAUUUCUUCAAAAAAUGAUUUUUGCGACUUGAAAGAUGUUAAAAAAUAUAUUUUAUAUUUUGUAUACAAUUUAUAAUAAAUAUAAAAUAAAAAU